This is a messenger RNA of Diceros bicornis minor, 1708 nucleotides long. It is a transcript of the gene DDX39B, whose product is annotated as DExD-box helicase 39B. NCBI's taxonomy places the organism in Eukaryota, Metazoa, Chordata, Mammalia, Perissodactyla, Rhinocerotidae. The coding region runs from base 218 to 1504 and encodes 428 amino acids. Gene Ontology annotation, molecular function: RNA helicase activity; ATP binding; RNA binding. The transcript has 11 exons. The record is from RefSeq and is a predicted model, not a curated record. Gene Ontology annotation, biological process: mRNA export from nucleus; mRNA splicing, via spliceosome.
CAGAGUAUAGGGAAGCCGGGAACCGGAAGUGAAGGCAGAUUCCCUCUUUCGUUACUCUUGCUGCCGCCAUACACGCUCGUCUUGCUCAGCUCUUCUGUCAGAAACUAUUGUUUCUUUUCCUCUACUGCUCCUCAAGCCCCACUCUCCUCCCUUGUUUUCGCUUAUUCUGCGUCAGCCCAUCCAGAGACCCUCCCCUUCUCUCCCUGCCGGCCUAGUUAUGGCAGAGAAUGAUGUGGACAAUGAGCUCUUGGACUAUGAAGACGAUGAGGUAGAGACAGCAGCUGGGGGAGACGGGGCUGAGGCCCCUGCCAAGAAGGAUGUCAAGGGCUCCUAUGUCUCCAUCCACAGCUCUGGCUUUCGUGACUUCCUGCUCAAGCCAGAGCUGCUCCGGGCCAUUGUUGACUGUGGCUUUGAGCAUCCAUCAGAAGUCCAGCAUGAGUGCAUCCCUCAGGCCAUUCUGGGAAUGGAUGUACUAUGCCAGGCCAAGUCAGGCAUGGGAAAGACGGCAGUGUUUGUGCUGGCCACACUGCAACAGCUGGAACCAGUUACUGGGCAGGUGUCUGUGCUGGUGAUGUGUCACACUCGGGAGUUGGCUUUUCAGAUCAGCAAGGAAUAUGAGCGGUUCUCUAAAUACAUGCCCAACGUCAAGGUCGCAGUGUUUUUUGGUGGUCUGUCUAUCAAGAAGGAUGAAGAGGUGCUGAAGAAGAACUGCCCACAUAUCGUCGUGGGGACCCCUGGCCGCAUCCUAGCCCUGGCUCGAAAUAAGAGCCUCAACCUCAAACACAUUAAACACUUUAUCUUGGAUGAAUGUGAUAAGAUGCUUGAACAGCUCGACAUGCGUCGGGAUGUCCAGGAAAUUUUUCGCAUGACCCCCCAUGAGAAGCAGGUCAUGAUGUUCAGUGCUACCUUGAGCAAAGAGAUCCGUCCAGUCUGCCGCAAGUUCAUGCAAGACCCAAUGGAGAUCUUCGUGGAUGAUGAGACGAAGCUGACGCUGCACGGGUUGCAGCAGUACUACGUGAAACUGAAGGACAACGAGAAGAACCGGAAGCUCUUUGACCUUUUGGAUGUCCUUGAGUUCAACCAGGUGGUGAUUUUUGUGAAGUCUGUGCAGCGUUGCAUUGCCCUGGCCCAGCUCCUGGUGGAGCAGAACUUCCCAGCCAUUGCCAUCCACCGUGGGAUGCCCCAGGAGGAGAGGCUUUCUCGGUAUCAGCAGUUUAAAGAUUUUCAACGACGAAUUCUUGUGGCGACCAAUCUGUUUGGCCGAGGCAUGGACAUCGAGAGGGUGAACAUUGCCUUUAACUACGACAUGCCUGAGGAUUCCGACACCUACCUGCAUCGGGUGGCCAGAGCAGGCCGGUUUGGCACCAAGGGCUUGGCCAUCACAUUUGUGUCAGAUGAGAAUGAUGCCAAGAUCCUCAAUGAUGUGCAGGAUCGCUUUGAGGUCAAUAUUAGUGAGCUGCCUGAUGAGAUAGACAUCUCCUCCUACAUUGAACAGACGCGGUAGAGGACUUACCCACCCAUUCUGGAAUGUGACAGCUGUCCCUCUUUAGGUGACGACACCAGGCCUGGGGGUGAAGGAGACACUACUGCCACCUACCCCUGACAACCUACAACCCCCACCCCAUGGCUUCCCUCUUUUGCAUCACCACCACUCCUAAACCCCCAUUUCCUGAUUUGUCAGAACUUUUUUUAACAAAACUAAAAAACA